Messenger RNA from Alosa sapidissima (American shad), 834 nucleotides. RefSeq names its product retinal homeobox protein Rx2-like. NCBI's taxonomy places the organism in Eukaryota, Metazoa, Chordata, Actinopteri, Clupeiformes, Clupeidae. Gene Ontology annotation, biological process: positive regulation of transcription by RNA polymerase II. The record is from RefSeq and is a predicted model, not a curated record. Bases 1 to 609 code for a protein of 202 amino acids. The transcript is spliced from 3 exons. Gene Ontology annotation, molecular function: RNA polymerase II cis-regulatory region sequence-specific DNA binding; DNA-binding transcription factor activity, RNA polymerase II-specific.
AUGAUCUUCAUUGCCUUGUGCACCACCUACCAGCUCCACGAACUGGAGCGUGCCUUCGAGAAGUCCCACUACCCCGAUGUGUACAGCCGUGAAGAGCUCACCAUGAAGGUCAACCUGCCUGAAGUCCGGGUUCAGGUCUGGUUCCAGAACCGGCGUGCAAAAUGGCGGCGCCAGGAGAAGAUGGACACCAGCACGAUGAAGCUGCACGACUCGCCCAUGCUCUCCUUCAACCGGCCGCCCAUGCCCACCAAUGUGGGGCCUAUGACCAACUCCCUGCCCCUGGACCCAUGGCUGGCCUCCCCCCUGGCCAGCACCACGCCCAUGCACAGCAUCCCCGGCUUCAUGGGCCCCACGCAGAGCCUCCAGCCUGGGUACGCCCCGCACCCUGGCUACCUCAACACCUCCCCGGGCAUGGUGCAGACCAUGCAGACCAUGCAGACUAUGCAGACCAUGCAGACUAUGCCGCCUCCACCCUACCAGUGUCCUCCAGCCUUCAAUGACAAGUAUCCUCUGGAGGACGUAGACCAGCGCCAUUCCAGCAUCGCUGCACUCAGGAUGAAGGCCAAGGAGCACAUCCAGUCCAUGGACAAAACCUGGCCGCACAUGUGACUAGAGGAUUGGACAUCUGGGAGAAUGUAAUGCACGGAGAGAGCAGCUUCUAUGCAGCAGUUCAGUCCAACAGCACUGGAUUGUUCUCUGACAUUCUAGAAGAAUGGAACUGUGUUGGACUUUGUGUGUUUGUUUGUCUUUUUAUCCUUUUACAUUUUUUUGCAAAGACUUUUACAAGAAAAGUCCCUUCAGACUUUUGUAAAGUUUUCUCAGUUUGAUGACCAA